UAGAAAGUUAUACAUUUUUAAGACUUUUGUUAGUAUAAAAAAUAGAUUGUGAGAUCGAUGAUCCAGUUCCAGUUCUUUGCAAAAAUUUGGAAUGUGGCCCAUAUGAAAACAAUGCCACUCCACUUCUUUAAAUCAAGUUUGUCACGUACUGAAAUGAGAAUGGAAAGAAUAUCGUUAGCAGCUAUCGGGUUUUCCUGUGGGCCACCCGAGAAAAGAAGGAAAAUACUGUAACGUUCAUUCACAUCCCACAAAGAUGGGAUAAACAUUGGUGUUGGCCUAUUGGAUAAGGAUUCGUGUCUCGCAAUUGUUAAUUAUAUUUCCUUAAGUAACCUACAUACGAAAAUAUUCGGUAUUCUCACAAUAGUUUUAACUUAAUUCGAAGACGUUUCCAGAAUCAAAGGCGGGAAGAGAAAUGGUGUGGUGGUCAAUCCGUUAUAAAGCUCGUUUUGUUAUUUCAUCUAUGGCAGCUCUAAGAACUUCCACCGUCUAUGGUGACUCUUUUCAGUGCUCACGCUUCUCUGUUCUUACCAACUCCUUCACUGGUUUUCCCAGAACAUGUUCUGGUUUAAACACAACGGGAUUUGCAAAAGUUUAUGAUAACCAACCGGGAUUAAUACCUUCGUUGAAGAGAAACCCAUUUUUGAAACUAGAGGCUUCUAGCUCUGUGACCUCUGUCCAAGCACGCAUUCAAGAAGGUACGAGCUAUGAAGAGCAAAACCUGGCCAAAACUUUUGCUGGGCGAGACUUUUUUGAAGAGAUGGAACAGAGGUUUCUAAGCUUUAAGAAGCACAAAUAUUUGAAAGAGUUGGAGCAUUUUCGAACUCUUGCACAAGCUCAAUCACCAAAGUUUAUGGUGAUUGCGUGUGCAGACUCUAGGAUAUGCCCCUCUAACAUCCUUGGAUUUCAACCUGGAGAAACCUUUAUGAUUAGAAAUGUUGCUAAUCUUAUUCCCCCAAUUCAGAUUGGACCUUCAGAAACUAAUGCCGCCCUCCAGUUUGCUGUAAAUACGCUUGAGGUUGAGGAAAUAUUAGUCAUUGGCCACAGCGACUGUGGAGGAAUUCAAGCCCUCAUGACCAUGAAAGAGGAUGACUCAAGUAACUUAACUGAAAAAUGGGUUGUUAAUGCGAAAGUUGCCAAAUUGAGAACAAAAGCCGAUGCAGCUCAUCUUAGCUUUGAACAACAAUGCAGGUACUGUGAGAAGGAAUCAAUCAAUCGUUCGCUACUUAACUUGCUUACAUAUCCAUGGAUAGAAGACAGAGUGAAGAAAGAGUUAUUAUCUCUUCAUGGAGGAUACUAUGAUCUUUUCAAUUGUACAUUUGAGAAGUGGACACUUGAUUACAGGGAAAGCAGCAUUGAUGAAGAAGGUGGUAGAUACACCAUCAAAGACCGAUCAUUUUGGUGCUGAACUGUUUCAUUCUUUGUCAUUCACAAAGAUUGUUCUGCAACCAAUUACUAAGUACAAAAUGCAACCAUCUCUGACUGUAAAUUAAUAUAAUUAAUACACUAUAAUUAUUUAAUCCAA
Molecule: messenger RNA, 1522 nt
Organism: Pistacia vera
Lineage: Eukaryota; Viridiplantae; Streptophyta; Magnoliopsida; Sapindales; Anacardiaceae
Product: beta carbonic anhydrase 5, chloroplastic-like
Exons: 10
Coding region: 413-1405 (330 amino acids)
Biological process (GO): carbon utilization
Molecular function (GO): zinc ion binding; carbonate dehydratase activity
Source: RefSeq, a predicted model, not a curated record